UAUCCGAUGGACAUGGGAUACUAUAGAAGAAAUAGAAGAGUCCAUAUGACACAAUCAUGUUAUAUUUCUGCAGUCUUACUUUAAAUGUAUGUUUCUGAAUUAUUCUGUGUAAAUAUAUGAUCUUUGGAGAACAUAAAAUCACUACAGACACACAGGGUGAAUACAGUUUUGAGAGUUGCGAGCAGCUUUGAGCAAAUGGAGGUUGAUAUCUCUGUAAGUCCCAGAGUGAAUUCGGUGAAGCCCUCAACGACGUUGGCUAUAUCUGACCAGGCAGCGGCUUUAGUACAAGCUGGUGUGCCUGUUAUCCGAUUAGCAGCUGGAGAACCUGACUUCAAUACCCCAACUGUAAUAGCAGAGGCUGGGAUUGAUGCAAUUCGUGAAGGUUACACAAGGUACACUCCAAAUGCGGGAACGCUAGAGCUCCGAUCAGCUAUUUGUCAAAAGUUGAAGGAGGAGAAUGGGAUCUCUUAUACACCUGAUCAGAUCUUGGUGAGCAAUGGAGCAAAGCAGAGCAGCAUUCAAGCAAUGCUAGCUGUUUGUUCUCCCAGAGAUGAGGUUAUAAUUCCAGCUCCAUUUUAUGUGAGUUACCCAGAAAUGGCAAGGCUGGCUGAUGCAAUGCCUGUAAUUCUUCCAACCCACAUCUCCAAAAAUUUUCUCUUUGAUCCUAAGUUUCUUGAAUCCAAAGUGACUGACAAGUCAAGACUGUUGAUUCUUUGUUCUCCAUGUAACCCAACCGGAUCUGUUUACCCGAGGAAACUGCUUGAAGAAAUUGCUCAAAUUGUGGCAAAGCAUCCUCGGCUUCUUGUGCUGUCUGAUGAAAUAUAUGAACACAUUAUUUAUGCACCAGCGACUCAUACAAGCUUUGCAUCUUUGCCAGGCAUGUGGGAGAGGACUUUGACUGUCAAUGGGUUUUCUAAGACCUUUGCAAUGACUGGUUGGAGAUUUGGAUACCUUGCUGGUCCUAAACACUAUGUUGUGGCAUGUGGAAAGAUUCAAAGUCAGACUGCAGUGUUGAUUAUUAGCGCUCCAUUGCGAUUGUUCACUUCAGGUGCCAGUAGCAUAUCCCAAAAAGCAGGUGUUGCUGCUUUGGGACUGGGUUAUGCUGGUGGGGAAUCAGUUUCUACUAUGGUUAAAGCAUUUCAGGAGCGGCGAGAUUAUUUAGUUAAGAGUUUUGGAGAAUUGGAAGGUGUUAAAAUAUCAAUACCCCAGGACUCUAAUACAAUCGUGCCUCUAAUAGGACUCUAA
Messenger RNA from Camellia sinensis, 1245 nucleotides. The record is from RefSeq and is a predicted model, not a curated record. NCBI's taxonomy places the organism in Eukaryota, Viridiplantae, Streptophyta, Magnoliopsida, Ericales, Theaceae.